Drosophila ananassae is the source of this 848-nucleotide messenger RNA. RefSeq lists its product as uncharacterized. NCBI's taxonomy places the organism in Eukaryota, Metazoa, Arthropoda, Insecta, Diptera, Drosophilidae. The transcript has 3 exons. The record is from RefSeq and is a predicted model, not a curated record. The coding region runs from base 58 to 657 and encodes 199 amino acids.
UUUCUGUAGCCAAACCAUAUAAAAUGCCUCCAAGCGCUUUAUAAAUGAAAUUUUACGAUGGCGAUCUUCAAAGCUAUAGUUUUAAAAAUCUUAUUUAUUCUGACAUUUUUCGAUAAUUCUGAGCAAACAAUUUACGACUUGACAAUAGAAGACGAAGACGUUUUCUCAGACUGCUACGAAAAGCGCCCUGAAUACCUUGGCAUUGAUAAAUUGUUCGAUUUCUCAAAACUGUCCUAUACCAUGACUGAAGAAGGAAUAUCGGUGGAUGGUAAUGUGACUUUUUGGUGGGACAUAGACCCGAAAGAUCGGUUAGAGGCUUCAUGUUCAGUUUCCUAUUUUGAUCGUGGAAAUUGGCAACCAACUAUUCUUAAUAUAAAAUACAAAGAUUUUUGCGCCACCGUGUUCGACCCUAAACAAUAUGCAUACAAUGCUUGGACAAAAUAUGUUAUAAACGCCGAGUACAUAAAGAAAGUAUGCCCCUUACCUGGAAUGACGUUUGUAAUGGAGCCUUAUACACUCAAAAUGCAAUUUGGUCUUGACGUAUCAUUUAAACCAGGACGUUACAAGAUUAUAAUUAUCGUAUCGGCAAUAGAUGUCGACGGUAAUGUUCGUGACAAAAAAAUUUGUACAGAGCUGAGGGGUACCAUUAUUAAAUAGUUUUCGUAUGAUAUUCUCUUUUUCAAAGAAAAUAGUUAUGACGAAUCGUAAAUGUGAUUGUAUAAAAAUAAAUAUUUUAAUAAUAAUUGGUUUUAUCAAAAAUUGACAUAGGAUCCAAGAACGAAAGCAUGUUUUGCAAAACCUUAAAAGUUGUCGUAAAAUAAAAAUAACGGUAUACAAAAAUUAAAUAG